CUUUCCCUCUUUCUUCCAUCUUCUCGGGUUCCUGUGGUGCCAGCUUUCCUUGGGCUUUCUUUCCUUUCUUCUACCCUACCUCGACUUCACCCGGUGCUCAUUCUGCACAAGUGUUCACUGGUGCUGGUCGCCCCGCGUCCCGUCCUAAUUUCUCAACGCAAGCACUUCCUGUCCCCCCUCCCUCUCCGUCGCGUCACCAUGCAUCUCGCACUCUCCCCCGUCCCUGAGAUUGCCAUCUCGCUCGCGUCCCCCGAAGAGCCUUGCGAGGAGCCGUUCUCGCCUUUCUCCCAGUGUUCCUUCCUCAGCGACGAUCAAGACAGCUUCCGUCCUAUGCUGCUCUCCCCGCCGCCUCCGACGGUCAUCACUCCGAAGCAACUGUCUCCCCUGAGGCCCAAGGAUGCGCCUGUCACAGGAAAGGGCCUUGAGAGAGAAAGGUUUGAAGCCAUGCUCCAAGCCACUCGGGACAGGAAUGCGGCGCUGGGAAGUAAGAAGACCACUGAUCUCCGCAAGGAGAUUGCGCUCAAGGUUCACCGGAACAAGCAGGUCGAACGGCGUGCGCUGUUCUUGUCCAAAGUGCAAGCGCCACCUUCGCCUUCUGCCACCUUCACCCCCGUCACGCCCCCCGAGUCUCCUGCGGUCUUCCACUACAGCCUCCCUUCGCCUGGCCUCGAGUCGCCGUUGGAAGUGUUCGAGGCGCUCCAGCUCGGCCGACCUGUCACUCCUUCCUGCCAGCCUUGGGUUGAGCAGGUGGACUUCCGCCUUCCUGGGGAUGUGCACCCCAAGGCGCCCCUCCGGUCUGCUCCCGUCCACCUCUCAAUUAAAAGGAAAGCUCUCCCCUCGCUCGAUCAGAUCACGGCUCGCCUGAGCUCGAACGGCCAUGUUGCAGCGCAUGAGGCACCCUCGCGUCCCUCCAUGCGCCUCCCCUCGUUCUUGCGCACACCCGCGCGUGUAGAGCAGCCUACGAUCCGCAUCACGCCCGAGCCGAAGGCCCGACCUACGCUGCCCAGCGCGGUCGGUCGUCUGCGCUUCCCGACUCGUGCCGCCCCCGAGGCGGCGCCUGCAGUGAAGAUCGCCCAGCCCACGCCCUGCCUCCCGCCUGUCUCCCCGCGCUCGCCCCUGGCUCCGAAGCUGCAGGUCACGACCACGGUCGUGCCUCGUACCACUUCGGCGUCGCCGAUCGAGCUCACGGAGUCUAACUUGCUGGCCUUCACGGCCUCGCGCGAACGCACCGCGAACAACAUGCUCAGCCGGCUGCGUCGCCGCACGCUCCCCCCUCAGAUCGCGGUUCCCGCCCCGGGCGCAAUCGACCGCGAGGACGACGCGGAGCGCAAGGCCCGCAGGCACAGCGCGCCGCCCGAGCUGCCCCAGCGCGCGCGCAUCGACUUCGCACACCCGGUCCUGGCGAUGCCAGGCGCGUUCUGAGGCGUGUGCGACGGAUAUCCCCAUACCCGUCCCCGUCCCUGUCUCCGGUCCGGUCUGUGUCUCUGGCCCCCCACCCUAACGUAAAUGGUCUCGUCCCCGUGGACGGUUGGCAACGGAUACUGCUUGUAUUCUUAUUUCUCUCGGAACGCCUUGUGUCUCCCUAACUCCCCCUACUCCCCCGCGACGCACCCCUUCUGCCCAUUUUAGCCCUAGCCCUGGCCUUUUUAGACCGCUUUGUUUUCUUCCCCACUUCUUGUUUUUCGUUCCUGCCGUGCUGGUUCGGGAAUCCGCUUUCGGGGGUGUUGUACGAUGACGACGCUGGCGUACUCCGGGGCGGCGUGGGGAGCUCGCGGCCGGCCCCGGGCGGCCCACCCGCCCCCCCUGGCCCCCCGCGCACCAACUUGAAGCGAGUUGAACAACCGCGGCCCAGCUGCAGCGAGCCCAGCGACGCGCACAUGCACCUGCACACCACCGCAUCGCCAGCGGCCCCCGCACGCAGCCGCGCACCAAUUCCAUCAAACCCUGUCACACCGCCGUCUCGGAGCUGGUCUUCGCUGGCACUCCUCAUCCGUGCCCAUUGGCCCAACACCGCCCACACUCCUUGCCACCAUCGUAGCUACCGCGCCCCCGUUCAAUGUAUCUGCACCCUCCCAUUGACACUAUCACCGCAGUCUGCCCGGGAAGGCGACGGUGGCCGGGCUGUGCCCGCGCCUCGCGCCUCGCGCUCCGACCCCCUUACCUACACACAC
Molecule: messenger RNA, 2171 nt
Organism: Trametes versicolor FP-101664 SS1
Lineage: Eukaryota; Fungi; Basidiomycota; Agaricomycetes; Polyporales; Polyporaceae
Exons: 2
Coding region: 199-1422 (407 amino acids)
Source: RefSeq, a predicted model, not a curated record